AUGAAUUGCCAGCCGUACAGCCAUUAUGAGGAUUGCACAAGCCCUUGCCCGCAAUCCUGCCCAUUCCCAGCUAACCAGCCAACUUGCGAGGGUAUCUGCGUGGAGGCUUGUGUCUGUAACGACGGCUACGUCCUCAGUGCAGGCCAGUGCGUGCUCCCCGAGACCUGCGGCUGCUCUUAUCAGGGCCACUAUGUAAAGCCUAAUGAGCGCUUCUGGACCGAGGGCUGUCAGCAGCAGUGUGAGUGUGACCCUGACUUCCGCACGGUGGUGUGCUGGUAUGCAGCCUGCGCGGCUAACGAGCUGUGCAUUCUCGAGGAUGGCCUGCGUUUCUGUCGGCCCAUCACCUACUCCACCUGCACAGCUGCCGGAGAUCCUCACUACCACACGUUCGAUGGAUAUUAUUUCAACUUCCAGGGCACUUGUACAUACCAGUUGGUGGCACUAUGUUCCAAUGACACUAAGCUCAUUCCAUUCACUGUCACGGUACAGAACAACCAUCGCGGCAGUGAAGUCGUAGCCUUUACAAAAUUGGUGAAUGUAUACAUUUAUGGGCUCACUGUCACCAUCAGCAAGAAUUUCCCCUACAAAAUCCUGGUGGAUGGCCAGGCUGCGUCUUUACCAUUCUAUUAUGACAACAACCAACUGAUGGUCUACCGCAGUGGCUCGAUGGCAGUUGUAGAAGUGGGCUUUGGCUUGCAGGUGACGUUUGACUGGAACAGCCUGGUCCAGGUGACCUUGCCUAGCACCUACUGGGGUGCUGUCUGUGGCCUAUGUGGCAACUACGAUGGAAACCCGACUGAUGACCGCACCAUGAGGGGUGGGGGUAUUGCCUCUACUGAUGAGCAACUGGGUGCCAGUUGGCAGCACCUAGCUGUCCCAAAAACAGCAAUUACAAACUAUGCUCAGCGGGCUGCCCCGACACAUGUGCCAACCUGCCUUUAG
This is a messenger RNA of Brienomyrus brachyistius, 942 nucleotides long. RefSeq names its product IgGFc-binding protein-like. The record is from RefSeq and is a predicted model, not a curated record. The transcript has 3 exons. Bases 1 to 942 code for a protein of 313 amino acids. NCBI's taxonomy places the organism in Eukaryota, Metazoa, Chordata, Actinopteri, Osteoglossiformes, Mormyridae.